UUGAUUUGCUGUAAGCGCCUGUUUCCUAUAUCAGAUCUCCUCACUAUCAUUAUGUGACUGAUGGGCAGCAUAGGACUGUUCCAGCACGUUGAUAACCUAUGGGCUAUGUGAACCGGACCUGGGCGAUGGACGUGAGUUCCCUGUUUGGAUUCCGAGACAUAGUAUCUCGAAGCCAGUGGUUUGGCGCAGGAUCACGGGCGUUCAGAACAGGCGUUAUACGCGAUUCCUUCCUUGCGUUGCAGACGGAGGGCUAGAAGGACUUGAUUGGGACUUUGAAUAGUGAGCACUUACGGCACGAACGCGAUAUUAUGAACGAUAUUUCGAUGUACACGUGAACCGGUAUGGUCUUGACUGCCUGUAGCUCGUGGAUGAGGCACAUUGUGCGAUAAAACGGGUUUGAUUGGAUUCAGCCCUUUACCACAGAAGCUCGAGAAAAGCGCCAACGUCCCUAGUCCCUAUGG
Messenger RNA from Serpula lacrymans var. lacrymans S7.9, 461 nucleotides. RefSeq lists its product as uncharacterized. The coding region runs from base 99 to 254 and encodes 51 amino acids. The transcript has a single exon. NCBI's taxonomy places the organism in Eukaryota, Fungi, Basidiomycota, Agaricomycetes, Boletales, Serpulaceae. The record is from RefSeq and is a predicted model, not a curated record.